Messenger RNA from Telopea speciosissima, 3881 nucleotides. RefSeq names its product protein SEMI-ROLLED LEAF 2-like. Bases 450 to 3500 code for a protein of 1016 amino acids. The record is from RefSeq and is a predicted model, not a curated record. NCBI's taxonomy places the organism in Eukaryota, Viridiplantae, Streptophyta, Magnoliopsida, Proteales, Proteaceae. The transcript is spliced from 20 exons.
GGAUGGCACUUAUAUAGUUUCGUUGCAUGCUGACACCCACAACUGUGCUAACGCCACUCUAGCAAUUUUGGUAUUCAAAUGAAAUCUCACAUUUUUCGAUUCUGAACAACCUUUGCCAAAUUUAGUGUCAGAUCAGUAUAUUAUCUUAGGUGGAAAAAUUCAUGGGAGGCGGAGGGUAUAAAAAUAGUCGGAAGAGGAAGAGAGAAAGUCUUAUCUCCUCUCCGUUUCUGAUUCAAUAAUAAUUUCACGGUGGAGACGGUCGGAGCUCCGGUGCUGUCCUGCAUAGAACUUUGGGGAUCCAGCCUCUGAUCUGCUAUUCGAGGCAGGGAUCCGAGGCUGGACCCGAAAUCUGACAGACGCGGAUAAUUUUCUUCACGUUUCGGGACGACAUUUGGAUUUUGAAGAAAAACAGAAUUUUUUGUAAAUUGUAGGAUUUAGAGGUUUAAAAGAUGGGUGUUAUGUCGAGGGACGUUUUGCCAGUCUGCGGUAGUCUCUGUUUCUUCUGUCCGGGGAUGCGUGCGAGGUCUAGGCAGCCUGUGAAGAGGUACAAGAAGCUGAUCGCAGAUAUUUUUCCUCGUUCGCAGGAUGAAGAACCAAAUGAUCGAAAGAUUGGAAAACUGUGUGAAUAUGCUUCCAAAAAUCCUAUGCGUAUCCCAAAGAUCACAAAUUCUCUUGAGCAAAGGUGUUACAAAGAAUUGCGAAAUGAGCAGUUUCGACUUGCAAAAGUUGUCAUGUCUAUUUACAGGAAAUUGCUAAUUUCUUGUAAGGAGCAAAUGCCGCUGUUUGCAAGUAGCUUACUAAGCAUCAUACAGACUCUGCUUGAUCAAACACGGCAGGAUGAAAUGCGCAUUAUAGGAUGCCAGACUUUAUAUGACUUUGUAAAUAAUCAGAAAGACGGUACUUACAUGUUCAACUUAGAAGGAUUGAUUCCAAAACUUUGUCAGCUAGCGGGAGAACUGGGGGAGGAUGAGAGGGCACAUCAGCUUCGUUCAGCAGGGCUUCAAGCCCUUUCUUCAAUGGUUUGGUUCAUGGGUGAAUACUCUCAUAUAUCAUCCGAAUUUGAUAUUGUUGUUUCAGUAGUUUUGGAAAAUUAUGGCGGUCCCAAGAAAAAGCUGGAGGAUCUCAGCGAGAAGCAAGGGGCCCAAAAUCAUUGGGUGCAAGAAGAUGCCAUGGCUUCUUGGAGGAGUAUUUUGAAUGACAAAGGCGAAGUACAUUUGAGCAUGGAAGAUUCCAAGAACCCCCAGAUUUGGUCCAGAGUUUGCCUCCACAACAUGGCCAAGCUAGCUAAGGAGGCAACAACCAUGCGGCGUGUCUUGGAAUCCAUGUUUCGCUAUUUUGAUAAUAGCAACCGUUGGUCUGCUGAAGAUGGGCUUGCUCUUAAUGUCUUAUUGGAUAUCCAGCACUUACUGGAAAACUAUGGCCAGAACACAUACUUAUUGUUAUCUAUCUUAAUAAAGCACCUUGAUCACAAGAGUGUCAUUAAAGAAACAGACAUGCAGAUAAACGUUGUAAAGGUUACUACUAUCCUUGCUCAACAGUCAACUGUUCAGUCCUUUGUAGCAAUAAUUGGUGCUGUAAGCGAUCUCAUAAGGCAUUUGCGGAGAAGCAUACAUGGCUCACUUGAUGAUUCAAACCUGGGAGCAGAAGUUAUUAAUUGGAACAGAAAUUUUCAAGCCGCAGUAGAUGAGUGUCUUGUGCAAGUUACAAACAAGGUUGGAGAUGCAGGCCCUGUUCUUGACAUAAUGGCUGUGAUGUUGGAGAAAAUCUCAACAAUUACUAUUAUUGCGAGAACUACAAUUUCUGCGCUUUAUCGUACUGCCCAAGUAGUUUCAUUUAUACCAAAUUUAUCAUAUCAAAACAAGCAGGCAUUCCCUGAGGCAUUAUUUCAUCAAUUGCUACGAGCUAUGGUUUAUCCAGACAGAGAAACACGGGUUGGAGCUCACCGUAUCUUUUCUGUUGUUCUUGUCCCAUCUUCUGUUUGCCCUCGUCCUUGCUCAGCUUCUCCCGACAUGUCUAAACACAAUGGUUUACAAAGGACACUCUCGAGAACAGUUUCUGUCUUUUCUUCUUCAGCUGCUCUUUUUGAGAAGCUGUGGAAGGAGAAAUAUUCCUUACAAGAAAUUUCUGAACCAGAUGCUACAGACAAGGUUGUUGAUGAAGGGCAACAAAAAAUCAAUAAUGAUGUGAUGCUGCACAGAUUGAAGUCAUCCUACAGUCGAGUAUAUAGUAUGAAAGGCUCCCCUGCACCUCUAACUACGGAGGAAAAAGCUAUUAGCAGUUCAAAUAAGGAACCAGACCCAAUUUGCCUUCGACUGAGCAGUCGCCAAAUAACUCUUCUGCUUUCAUCACUUUGGGCACAGUCAGUUUCUCCUGAAAACACACCUGAGAACUAUGAAGCAAUUGCUCAUACUUACAGUUUGGUGUUGUUGUUUUCUCGAGCAAAGAACUCCAGUCAUGAGGCUCUAAUUCGAAGUUUCCAGCUUGCUUUUUCCUUAAGGAGCAUUUCUCUUGGAGAAGGAGGUCCACUACAGCCAUCACGCCGCAGAUCCCUUUUUACCUUGGCAACAUCUAUGUUGAUCUUUUCAGCAAAUGCAUACAAUAUCCCUCUCCUUGUUCCUUUCGCUAAGGCAUCCCUUACAGAUAAAACGGUUGAUCCAUUCCUAAAUUUGGUUGAAGAUUGGAAACUGCAGGCUGUUAAUACUGGGUCUGACCAUCCAUUCAAAGUUUAUGGAUCAAAAGAUGAUGAUAAGGCUGCCUUGAAGUCUCUUUUGUCAAUAGAAAUAACUGAGGACCAAUCUAAAGAAUCCUUGGCUGCAAUUAUUGCAAAGAGUUUGGAACAUUUAUCAGAGAAGGACUCGUCAACUAUAAGAGAGCAGUUGCUUAAUGAAUUUCUUCCUGAUGAAAUGUGUCCAUUGGGAUCUCAGCUGUUCAUGGACACAGCAGAGGAGGUCCCACCAUUCAGUUCAGGGGAGAACGAUUCACUUGAUGAGGUUAGACCUCCAAUUCUCCCAACAGAUGAUGAGACUCUUCCUGAAGCAUUUGAGGGUCAAACAGAUCCAAAUUUGCACAUGGGCAUGCAAGCAUCAAUUCUCUUGAGUGUUGAUCAACUUCUAGAAUCGGUUUUGGAGACAGCUGGUCAAGUUGGAAGAUUCUCAGUCUCGACAACACCUGAUGUACCAUAUAAGGAAAUGGCCAACCAUUGUGAAGCUUUUGUGUUGGGAAAGAAGCAAAAGUUGUCCACUUUCAUGAUUGCUCAGCAGAAACAGGAAAAUUUAAUGAGUUUCUAUUUACAGGAUUGUAACAACGAGGCAAAGAAGAUGCCAUCUCAUUCACAGAUUGGUAAUCCUUUCCUUGACCAAAACAUAAAUGCCAAUCUUCACAAGCCAAUGGUUGGCACUGGUCCACUGUUGUGUGCAACUGAGUUCCAGCAACAUCCCAACUUCUACGGGCUGCCAGCUUCAAGUCCAUAUGACAACUUUCUAAAGGCUGCUGGCUGUUGAUGCAAAUGAUAUAGGAGACACUUGAUUUCUUAGGCUAGACAAGGAACUAUUAGCCUUCAGACUGCCUGCUUAAUGCCAGGCCGAAAAUCUUGAGAGUGUACACUGCUCAUGGGCUUCAAGCACCAGGUGUUUUCUAUGAUCUGCUUUGCUGCCAAUUACUAUCAUGACAUUGUACACUAUUGUGGUGAAGAAUCAUUGAGAAGUUUCUUUCAUGUCCCUUCGUUCUUGUAUUCCUUUUUUCUUUUUCUUUUUUUUCCCUCCUUAUUUUGUAAUUAAUAUUUCCAUCCUGGGGGCAUGUUCGUGGUUGCUCCCCCAGAUGGUUUAGAAAAAUGUUCAUCAUUGGGUGUAUAAUUAAUUUAUUUAUUAAUACUAGUGUUCUUU